UGCUUCUCCACUUUAUUCCUCUUCCGCUGCGAUGGAUCGCUUCCUCGCCGGCACGAUCGUCGCCGCUUCCUUCCUCCUCUCGCUGCUGCUUGCCGACGGUGCUCGCAACCCCAUAAGGUUACCGUCCGACUGGUUCGAUGGCGCGAGGGCUAGCGGCGGACGCGGCGACGACGCCGUUGGCACCCGGUGGGCCGUACUCAUCGCCGGAUCCAAAGGCUUCUACAACUACCGACAUCAGGCAGAUAUUUGUCACGCAUAUCAAAUAAUGAAGAAUGGUGGACUAAAAGAUGAGAAUAUUAUAGUGUUUAUGUACGAUGACAUUGCAUACAACAUGGAAAAUCCUAGACCUGGGGUCAUAAUUAAUCAUCCGGAAGGUGGAGAUGUGUAUGCUGGAGUUCCAAAGGAUUAUGUUGGACAUGAUGUUAAUGUGAACAACUUCUUGGCUGUUCUCCUUGGAGAUAAAACUGCUGUUACUGGAGGUAGUGGGAAAGUAGUUGAUAGUGGUCCAGAUGAUCAUAUUUUCAUAUUCUACUCUGAUCAUGGUGGGCCUGGGGUUCUUGGGAUGCCCACCUAUCCAUACUUGUACAGUGACGAUUUGAACGAUGCAUUAAAGAAAAAGCAUGCUAUGGGAACUUACAAGAGCAUGGUAUUUUAUCUCGAAGCUUGUGAAUCAGGAAGUAUUUUUGAGGGUCUUCUCCCAGAAGACAUAAAUAUUUAUGCAACGACAGCAUCAAAUUCCUAUGAGAGUAGUUGGGGAACUUAUUGCCCUGGAGAGUACCCAGGGCCUCCGCUAGAAUUCUUCACCUGCUUGGGAGACUUGUAUAGUAUUUCUUGGAUGGAGGACAGUGAUAUACACAAUUUACGGACUGAAACAUUGAAACAGCAGUAUCGACUUGUUAAAAUCAGGACUGCAGUUGACAGUACAUAUAGGUAUGGUUCACACGUCAUGCAAUAUGGAGAUCUAGAACUCAAUGUGCAAAACCUUUUCUUAUACGUGGGCUCCAAUCCUGCCAAUGACAAUUCCACUUUUGUCGAGGGCAAUUCAUUGUCAUUCCCAAGGGCUGUCGUUAACCAACGAGAUGCAGAUCUAGUUUAUUUUUGGCAUAAGUAUCAAAGAGCACCUUUAGGCUCUUCUCAGAAGCUUGAUGCCCACAAGGAGUUGCUUGAAGUAAUGUCUCAUCGGUUGCAUGUAGAUAAUAGUGUAGAGCUCAUUGGGAAUUUGCUGUUUGGUUCCAAGCAAGGCUCAGAAGUGCUCAAAACUGUUCGGCCUGCAGGCCAACCUUUAGUGGAUGAUUGGUCCUGCCUCAAGUCGACAGUAAGAACUUUUGAAAUGCAUUGUGGAUCUCUCUCUCAGUACGGGAUGAAACAUAUGCGCGCUCUAGCAAACAUCUGCAAUGCUGGUGUCAGCGCCGAGACAAUGACAGAAAUCUCUGCACAAGCUUGCAAUAGCAUCCCCACCAACCCCUGGAGCUCUCUCCACAGUGGUUUCAGUGCCUGAAGGGGACAUGAACAGGCACCAUUGUGUUAAUAGGUGUACAUAAGCUGAUAUCGAAGUGGCCUUGAACAGUUGCCAUUGUGUUAAUAGUUGUGCAUAAGUUGAUAUUGAAGUUGCUUAGCUUUUUUCACUGGCGCUGCGAAUGUGUUGCACAGAGGCUGGUGAAAGUCGCGUGCGGCUAGAUACAGUGAAGUCUUCGGCUAUCUUCUCCUGCAAUGCGAUGUGAAUAUAUUGCAGAAUGGCUGGAGAAUUUUAUGCAUCUAGAUGAUCCUUUUGUCCAGGGCGGUGUAAAAAUUAUAGUUGCCUUGUAUGCACUCAAAUGUGUUAUUUGCCUGUAACUUUGAACAUUGUGGCCCAGUGGAAUAUAUGUAAUCAAAAGCAUACAUUUUAAAGGAA
Molecule: messenger RNA, 1891 nt
Organism: Zingiber officinale
Lineage: Eukaryota; Viridiplantae; Streptophyta; Magnoliopsida; Zingiberales; Zingiberaceae
Product: vacuolar-processing enzyme-like
Exons: 9
Coding region: 32-1498 (488 amino acids)
Biological process (GO): vacuolar protein processing
Molecular function (GO): cysteine-type endopeptidase activity
Source: RefSeq, a predicted model, not a curated record